Molecule: messenger RNA, 3929 nt
Organism: Panonychus citri (citrus red mite)
Lineage: Eukaryota; Metazoa; Arthropoda; Arachnida; Trombidiformes; Tetranychidae
Exons: 6
Coding region: 258-3614 (1118 amino acids)
Source: RefSeq, a predicted model, not a curated record
UUUACCUUUGCAAUUAAUUAAUUUGUUUCUAAUUUGUGAUUAAUUAAUUUUCUAAUUGUUUCCAAUUUGUUUUCUUUUUGUUUGUUUAAGUCUAUUGAUUGAUAAACCUCCUUAAUAACCUUGAUUCUUAAGAUGACUCUUCAAUGUUGCUCAAUGAUUUUUGAUUGUUGAGAGUUAAUUUUAAUUCUAAACAAUUAACUCUACCCUUACUUUUAAUUUACCACCAACAAUAACUAAUCAAUUGUGAAACAAACAAAAUGGGCAAAGAUAAGCCCACAAUGACAAAAACUUUGUUCUGUUUUCUAGUCUCUAGUUUAACUUUUGCUGUUGUACAAUCAAAGGAAUUUACUGAUUCAAUUAAUUCUGGAUAUUCAGUGGCCUUACCUUAUGGACAAUCUUCUUCACCCACCGCAUCAGCGACUCUUGUAGCGACCGCUGCAACCGGAUCUUCACCACCAGUACCCUCAGCACCAACCUCUGGUUUAGAUGAGCUUCAAAGUGCUGCUCAAUAUCAACAAGUCGCUUAUUCCAAUGGGCCAGUGGUCAAUAGUGUCGCUGGUUCGUACGGAAAUAAUGCCGGACCGAUGAGUGCUGCUGAUCAACAACAGAAACAGGGUUAUAUCAGUAACAACAAUUAUGGUUUAGUUCAACAAGCACCACCACAGAUUCAAGUGCAACAAUAUCAGCCACAAUUAACUCAAGCUCUUCAACAAACUUUACAGCCAAUUUAUCAAUUGUUGAAUUAUGGUCAACAAUCACAAUCACAAUCACAACCCCAACAACAGCAACAGCAUCAACAACAACAACAACAACAACAACAGCCACAACAGCAAAUGCAACAACAGGUCAGUUAUGAACCACAACAACCACAGCAACAAAUUCAACCUCAACAACAACAAAUUCAGCAAACUCAACUUAAUUAUGGUGCAGUUGUUGAUAAUGGUGCUUAUAAUGGACCAACUGCCACACCGAACGCUCAAGGUAAUCAAAAUGGCCCCAAGAAAACCGUUAUUCUUGCGAUUCCCGUUAAAUUAGCUCUUCAAGUGCCAGAAAACAAGGGAGGUUAUGAAGACAAACAACAACAGCAACAGCAACAGGUUCAACAACCUCAACAACAACAACAACAGCAACAGCAACAGCAAAGCUACGCUGGCCCAGGGCCAAGUAUUAAUUACGCUACCACGAACUACCCCGCACCUCGUCCUUAUGAGGGAAACAACGGUGCCAGUGAACAGAAAAACAAUGAAUAUCGAGCUCAACCCGUUUACAAUUCUCAAUCAUAUGAAAAUUCAAACUCUCAAAGUUACUCACCUUCAUCAUCUUCCUCUCCAUCCUCAUCUUCUGGUGUUAAGGGUUCCUCUUACAACAGGGACUCCAGUCAAUAUGAUAACCAACAAAAAGAUGAAUACUCAAGCAAAGGUCCCUCAUAUAAUGGAAAUAGUCCUUACUCUCAGAUGAAAGAAUCAAAUUAUAUGAGUACCAAAGGUAAAUCACAAUCUUAUGAAAGUCAAUCAGAUUCUGGUAAAGAUUCAACUUCAGAAAAUGGUGGAUACGAUGAUGACAAUUAUGAAGGUUCCAAAGGAGGUGAUUCUUACAAUAAUAAUAAGGGAAACAGUUAUGGUUCCAACAAGGAAGAUACUUACCCUCCGGCCACCGUUCCAUCUUCAUAUGAUGAUGAUAACGAUGAAGACGAUUCCUCAUCAUCUUAUUCAAAGGGCUCCAAAGGUUAUUCCGGAUCUAAAUCAAAGUCACCCUCUUAUCCAGUUGAUUCCGAUUCAUAUGAUAAAAAGGGAGGUAAUGAUUAUCCCUCAUUGACAAGUUCAUAUGAUGGCGAUCAAGAUGAUUGGCAAUCAAGUUUCUCAGGUAAAUCGGGCAAAAGUCGAACUCGAGGAAAGAGUGGAAUCAAAGGAGGUUCUAAUAACUUGAAAUACGAUCUUUCAUCAUACUCACCAUCUUCUGACGAUUCAAGUUCCUAUUCUGGUGAUGAUUCUGAUGGUAAGCCCGAUACCGCUUCGAUCAAGGCCGCUCUUGCAAGCUAUAGUUCAUCACUCAAGGGCAGUGGUCAUGAGAGUGGCUCAGGUUCAAGUGGACUUAAGGUAAUAAAUGAUUACUCAUCUCUUAAGGAUUACGAAGGUCUCAAGGAACUUAGUUCCCUCUCUUACGGAAGUGGAUCAAAGGACUAUGGUAGCAUCAAAUCUCUUGGCGAUUUUAGUAGUGCGUUGAAAGACUUAAAGGACUUAAGUUCACUUAAAGAAUACGCAUCGUUGACCAAAGAGCGACCCAAAAAGAUCAAACUUUCCAGUUACGAUAGUUCAGAUUCUUUGGAUGAAUAUGAUUCUGGUUCAUCUUCUUCCGGGUUAUCUUCAGGUUUAUCAUCUAGUUUAUCUUCCUACUCAAGUGGAUCCGAUUCACCGGUCAACAGUUACUCUGGACUUUCCUCUUACGAUUCAUCAUCACUUCCCUCUCUCUCCUCUGGAUCUUAUUCAUCUUCUUCCGGUUUAGGUUCACUUCGUCCAUCUAAAUACUCAUCAUCGGGCUUAGGUUCACUUGGCGAAUCUUCAGCAUAUGAAUCACUGUCUUCUGGUUCAUCUUAUGGCUCCUCAGGAUCAUCACCAUCAUCAUCUGUCCUCUCAUCUCUUUCAAAUGACUCUCCAUAUGACAUUUCCUCUCUCUCAAGUUCACCCUCAGUGGCUCAUUCAUCAUCCUCUGGAUCAUCUUAUGGAUCAAGUGAUGUUUACAGCUCGCUGACCAAAAACCAGGGUUCAGGUUCGUUCAGCCCAUCGAGCUUUACCGUUUCCGAUGCUGUCUCUCUUCCAGAAAGUGUCUCAUCUUAUUCAGGAUAUUCAUCUCCUUCCAUGGGUCUCUCAUCAUCUUAUUUAUCUCCUUCAUCAUCCGCUGAUUCCGCUUCUUCUUCCUCUGGCUUACCUUUAUCGUUAUCCAAUGGCGAUAGUUAUGGUUCAAGUCCAUCUCUUGAUCUCUCUUCCCUUUAUGGGUCAAUGAUGAAAUCGUUUUCAUCUCAACUCUACUCACCUUCAUCAUCACCACCACGAUCUCCUUUAACCAUUCCAGGGUCAAUUUAUCCUGGGCCACCUUCACCACCAAUCCAGGUUAUCAAUACCUACACCAGUGGACCAUCACCCUACCCACCAGCACCAGGUCACCAUCUUCCACCUCCACCACCCUUCGGGAUGAUGUACGGUAAACCUGGUAACAACAGACCUCCCCACCACCCACCACCACCUCCAAAGCACAUGAUGAAUGGACCUCGUCCACAAAGACCAAGACGAUUCCCUGCAGUAACCUCACCACUCUCAUUGUAUAAGGGUUUACAAGGAUUAUCGUCGAUAAGUUCACCAAGUAAAUUCAGUGCAUCGUCAAUCUUGAGUUCGUUGUAUGCAUCGGGCUCAUCUCCGGCCAAAUUUGUCCUUAAAUCGAGCGGAAAAGGUUCGGGUCUACUUGGAAGUCUUGGAUUAUCUUCAUCUCCAUCACCUCAACUAUCACCACCACCGCAUCAUCAUCAUCAACCAUCAUCCUCAUCAUCAAGUAAAAAAUCAUCAUUCUCGUCACCAUUUAAAUUAGAUAAUAUCUUUGGUCAAAUUUAUAAGCUUCUUUAGAUGAUUACAAUCAAUUCAUUGGCGGGGACAAUUAAUAUCGAUCAUCAACAAUUAUUAUUAUAUUAAUAAUCACAAAAUUGGUUGUUUUUUUCACUCCUGAUUUAAUAUCAAGGGAACGACAACAAUUAACUCAACUUUGCUGUAAUUGUAACAAUUUACAACUUUUUUGAUGAUCAAAAUAACUUUUUUUUUUCAUACACUUCUAAUAAUUAAUGUAUUACAUCAAUCAAGAUCUUUGGACUACAAACAAUUUAAUUUAAUCAAAAAACAAUUUUAAACAAUUAAAACAAGAGUAAAAAGCUUAUGUAAAAAAAA